Molecule: messenger RNA, 1843 nt
Organism: Lytechinus variegatus (green sea urchin)
Lineage: Eukaryota; Metazoa; Echinodermata; Echinoidea; Temnopleuroida; Toxopneustidae
Product: deleted in malignant brain tumors 1 protein-like
Exons: 8
Coding region: 1-1728 (575 amino acids)
Cellular component (GO): membrane
Source: RefSeq, a predicted model, not a curated record
AUGGAGAAAACUAAGAGAUUUGGAAUGAUUACUUUAGUUCUUUUCAUCCAAUUGUUGGUGUCCGUGUUCGCAGUUGCUUAUGCAUAUCUCAGGGAUGGAAAUAGCACCAGAGAAGGAACUGUGCAGGUCCGCUACCAAACCUCAUAUGGGACUGUGUGCGACGAUGAGUUUGGAUCCACAGAUGCGGACGUAGUUUGCAGGAUGCUCGGCUAUACUUUCGCGGAGUCCUAUUCAUGUUGUGCAGCAUUUGGAGAAGGAAUCGGUGAAAUUUUGUUUGACGGUCUCAAGUGCACGGGUGACGAAGUGACAAUUGGACAUUGCGAGCAUAACGCGCUUGGAGACCACAACUGUGGACAUCAUGAAGUUGCUGGAGUUACGUGCAUUAGACUGCCGGUCCGCCUUGUCGAAGGAAAUGCACCCAAUGAAGGUCGUGUCGAGGUAUAUUAUCUCGAUUCUUGGGGUACUAUCUGUGACGACUCUUGGGAUAUCAACGAUGCAAGGGUCAUCUGUCGAAUGCUUGGGUAUCCAGGUGUCUCUUCUGCCUUGGUCCGUUUCGGAGAGGCCACUGGUGACAUUAUCCUCGACGAUGUGGACUGCAACGGAUCAGAAACACAUCUCGCACAUUGUAAUCACCAUGGUUAUGGGAUCCACAACUGCUCACAUUCUGAAGACGUGGGUGUCAUAUGCAGCGGGGAGGCCGAUCUUAAGAUUCGCCUGGUAGACGGUCCAGAUGAAAGUCAAGGACGCCUUGAAAUGUUUUAUUUCGGAUCAUGGGGCACUGUGUGUCAAUACGGAUGGACUAUGUUCGAUUCGGAAGUGGUCUGCAGAAUGCUGGGAUAUGUUGGGGCUGCAGCAUAUUCAUUUUAUUCAUCAUAUGGACGAGGGACUGGAGAAAUCAUUCUAAGUGAACCUAGAUGCUCAGGAAAAGAAUCGAGUCUCUUGGAAUGUAAUCGAGCUUAUGAUCUUGGUGUCACCUAUUGUGGACAUACAUAUGAAAUAGGAGUGUCAUGCUUAACAUUGGAUGAUCUGCAAGUUCGCUUGGUCAAUGGAAGUUCUGACAAAGAAGGUCGAGUAGAGAUUCUUUACCUUGGUACGUGGGGAACAGUGUGCGAUGACAACUGGGAUCUCAAUGAUGCAAACGUAGUAUGCAGAAUGUUGGGUUUCGAAAGGGCAGAAAGCUACUCCUGUUGUCCCGCCUUUGGACCAGGAACUGGACCCAUACUCCUGGAUGAAGUUGAAUGCGAAGGCACAGAAUCCAAUAUAGGCCAUUGUCGAAGAAGUGAUUAUGAGACUCACAACUGUGACCACUCCGAAGAUGUAGGAGUAUCGUGCAUUGAAUUUGAAGUGACUGAAGCAUCGUCUUCAACCAUGACCAUGCCAUCUGGCAAUCGAAUCGGUCUAUCCAUGGCUGCGAUGUAUGGUUUAUUCGGAUUCUUAAUCGCCUUGGUAAUUUGUAUCCUCCUGGUUUGUAUCAUCGUGACGUUAAGAAUGCAGAAAUACAGCCGAUUAAUAAAGGAAUCCAGAAGUAAGGUGGCCGAUAAGAUUUCUGCUCCAGCAACUGAGAACUGUUACAACGGACCACAGUCCGACAAGGAAGCGUAUAUGGAACUUAACAUUCACCCUGGCUCGCGAACUCAAGGAGGAUCUUCAAGCAAUCGGGAUGGACCAUACGAUACACCACGACCUGUUACCAAUGACGACAAAAUUUACGAAAAUGUUCGAUUAUAGAUUUAUUUCAGUGAUCCCAUUCAAGGUCACCAAUUCCCAGUGCGUUGAAAUAAUUUAAACCUGAAUAUAAGAACCCAUAUGGUUCGUACAUUGUCAAAUGCCUUUUUGAAAUUAA